Melopsittacus undulatus (budgerigar) is the source of this 2193-nucleotide messenger RNA. It is a transcript of the gene RIOX1, whose product is annotated as ribosomal oxygenase 1. The record is from RefSeq and is a predicted model, not a curated record. The coding region runs from base 177 to 2153 and encodes 658 amino acids. The transcript has a single exon. NCBI's taxonomy places the organism in Eukaryota, Metazoa, Chordata, Aves, Psittaciformes, Psittaculidae.
GAUGACGGUAAAACGUACGACCUUUCUUUCUACACAAGCACGUAACCAAAACUCCCUCCGGUGGGUGGACGUUUCCUUCUUCCCGCGAUCCCACUCCCAGGCGCUCCGGGGUACCCACACGCACAGGCGCCGACGGAAGCGUCCCGAUGGGGCGGAGCGGCACAGCGCAGGCGGCCAUGGCGGCGGGCAGCGCUGAGGAGCGACGGCGGCGGUUAGGCCGGCUCUCCGCGUUGUCCGUGUACCGGCGGGCGGCCGGGGCCGGGCAGCCCGAGCGUCCCCGUGCAGGCGGCAAGUGCGCAAAGGCGCGGCAGAGGCGCGGCGGGGCGGGAGGUGGCGGUUCGGAGCCCAAGGCCCGUCCUAAGCCGAGUGCCUCCGCUCCCGUCAGCCGCGGGGAGCGGGCCAAGGCGCCAGCCCACAGCCCUGAAGCGAAGCGGCAGUGCCGAACAACGGAGGGCUUGGGAGAAGGCGGCGGCGGGGUUGGAGGCGGCGGUCCGGAGCCCAAGGCCCCUCCUGAACCGAGUGCUUCCGCUCCCGUCAACCGCGUGGAGCGGGCCAAGGCGCCAGCCCACAGCCCUGAAGCGAAGCGGCAGUGCCGAACAACGGAGGGCUUGGGAGAAGGCGGCGGCGGGGUUGGAGGCGGCGGUCCGGAGCCCAAGGCCCCUCCUGAACCGAGUGCUUCCGCUCCCGUCAACCGCGUGGAGCGGGCCAAGACUCCGGCCCACAGCCCUGAAGCGAAGCGGCAGCGCGGGACAGCGGAGGGCUCGGGAGGAGGCGGCGGCGUGGUGGGGCUGCUGCGGAGGCUGGGGCAGCUGGACGACAGCCGCCAGCGGGCGGCGGAGCUGUUCCGGUGGCUGCUGGCCCCGGUGUCGCCGGCGGAGUUCGUGAGGCGGCACUGGGAGCGGUCGCCGCUGCUGCUGCGGCGGGGCGACCCCGGCUACUACGCGGGGCUUUUCUCCACGGCCGAGUUCGACGCGGCCCUGCGGGCCGGCGGGGUGCACUUCGGGACCCACCUGGACGUGACCAGCUACACCGAGGGGGUGCGGGAGACGCACAACCCGUCUGGCCGGGCACUGCCCGCAGUCGUGUGGGACUUCUACCAGAACGGCUGCUCCCUGAGGCUCCUCAGCCCCCAGGCGUUCUCCGACACCGUCUGGCACUUCCUCUCCAUCCUGCAGGAGCACUUCGGCAGCAUGGUGGGGGCCAACACAUACCUCACACCUCCAGGGACGCAGGGCUUUGCUCCCCACUACGAUGACAUCGAGGCCUUCGUGCUGCAGCUGGAGGGCAAGAAACACUGGCGUGUCUACAGCCCUCGGUGGGACGCUGAAGUGCUGCCCCAGUUCUCCAGUGCGAACCUCACGCAGGCUGAGCUUGGUGAGCCUAUGCUGGAGACAGUGCUGGAGGCUGGGGACCUGCUGUACUUCCCCCGUGGCUUUAUCCACCAGGGCAACUGCCUUCCUGAUGCACACUCCCUCCACAUCACUGUGUCUUCCUACCAGAGGAACUCCUGGGGGGACCUCCUGGAGAAGCUCCUGCCAGCUGCCCUGCACAUGGCCCUGGAGGAGGAUGUGGAGUUCCGGCAAGGGCUUCCCAUGGACUACCUGGGAUACAUGGGGGUUGCCAACUCAGACAAAGUUGAUGCUCGCCGAACAGCCUUUAUGGAGAAGGUACAGAGCAUGAUAAAGAAACUUGUUGACUAUGCACCCAUUGAUGCUGCCGUGGAUCAGAGAGCGAAGUCGUUUCUUCAUGACUGUCUCCCCCCAGUGCUUACACAAAGUGAAAAACUGCAGAGUGUGUAUGGCUUCCCAGCCAGGUGGCAAGAUGGAGGACCCUGCAAUAUUGAUAUUCUGAUAACAAAAGACACAGAAGUCCGUCUCCUCCACCAUGGCAUCAUUAGAUUGUGUAAUGAAGAAGCAGGGGUGAUGCUGUAUUACACAACGGAAAACUCAAGAGUGUAUCACAAGGAAGAACCUAAGUUUCUCGAGCUAGGACCCGAGUAUAUAGACAGCAUUGAAUUUCUCCUGUCUUCCUAUCCAAACUACAUCAGUGUGGAUGCCCUUCCAUGUGAAAUGUUGGAGGACAAGAUAUCUCUAGCCACGCUCCUGUUUGAGAAGGGCAUUCUGACUACAAAGAAGCCUCUGGUACAAAUAUAACUCUUUUUUUUAGCAAAAUAAAUAUGCAUUUGUUUAGAAA